Paralichthys olivaceus (Japanese flounder) is the source of this 2008-nucleotide messenger RNA. The record is from RefSeq and is a predicted model, not a curated record. NCBI's taxonomy places the organism in Eukaryota, Metazoa, Chordata, Actinopteri, Pleuronectiformes, Paralichthyidae.
GUGAGCAGCUGAGGAAGGAAGACGAAGAGACGAGCGAAGCAGAGAACAUUUUCAGUGAAGAUGAAGGUGUGUGUGCUGGUUCUGGGUCUGAUCCUGGUUCUGAGCCGGUGUGAGGCCCGCUCUCCUUAUCAGGCUGUUUUGCAGCACAGCCGCAUCCGAGGCCGCCAGCAGGGACCAAACGUAUGUGCAAUGCAGCAAAUUAAAGGAACCGACAGAAAAUACUUCACCAACUGCAAACAGUGGUACCAUCGCAAGGUCUGCGGCAAACCCACUGUGAUCACAUACGAGUGCUGCCCAGGAUAUGAGAAGAUUCCUGGAGAGAAGGGAUGUCCUGCUGCUCUGCCUCUGGUCAACAUCUACAACACUCUGGGUGUCGUCGGAGCCUCCACCACUCAGAUGUACUCUGAACGAGCCAAACUGAGGGAAGAGGUUGAAGGUCCAGGAAGCUUCACCUUCUUCGCCCCGAGCAAUGAGGCCUGGGCCGCCCUGCCCACAGUCAGUACCAGUCACAAUCCGCCCGUGAAAAUAGUACCAGAUGCACUAUUUCCUACUUUUUUCUCAAACAUGACAGCGACCUCAAGAAGCCACCUGGCACCAGAACAGAUGAACUGCUGUCAAAACACAUUGAUCUCACCACCUGUCUGUCUCUCAGGCAGUGUGACGAUGUCUCCCGACAUGAAGAAGCUGAUGACUAAUCACCUGGUGAAGCAGCAGUUGUCCUCUAAGUCUCUGUACCACGGUCAAGAGCUGGAGACACUGGGAGGCAUCACACUCAGAGUCUUCGUCUACAGAAACAACCUGUGCAUCGAGAACGCCUGCAUAGCUGCUCACGAUAAGACCGGACGUUACGCCUCCAUGUUCACUGUGGACAAGGUCCUCACUCCACCAAUGGGAACCAUCAUGGACAUCCUGAAGGCAGACGACCGCUUCAGUCUCCUGGUCGGUGCCAUCCAGACCGCAGGGAUGACAGAGUUGUUGAACCAGCAGAGGGUGCUCACCUUCUUUGCUCCCACCAACAACGCCUUCAACGCCCUGCCACGUCUCCAGCUCAACAACCUGUUUCGCAACCCUCAGGAGCUGACGGCCAUGCUCCGGUAUCACCUGGGGGAGGGUGUGUUGGUCAGUGGGGGCGUGGGAUCUCACACUAGAGUCAAACCUCUGCAGGGAGAGAAGCUGGAGCUGGGCGUGCGGAACUACACCGUCUAUGUCAACAAGGUCCCGGUGGCCGACGCAGACCUGAUGGCGACUAACGGAGUUGUCCACGCAGUCGACAGCAUCAUCAGAUCUCUGCCUCCCAAAGUGGACAGAGAACAGGCCGACGGACCUGAUACUCCUCUCAGAUCAGCUGCCCUCUAUAAGGUCGAGGCUAAGAGCUUCAGGAACGACGACCUCUUCCAGAAGGUGAUCCGAAGUCGCUCCAGCAGGACGAUGAGUCAGUAAGAGACUCGCCACAACGUCCGAGGAACCAAAGAAUGAGAACCACAGAACACCCCCCCCAAAGGGUCAAAUGUCACAGACCUUAAAGGAAAAAUCCCUGAAAUCCUGGAACAUGCUGCCGUUUGUUCCCUGAGAGCAGGAAAUGUUUCAGAGUCCUUUUCAUUCAAACCAAAGAUUCUGGUCAAACACGUGCCAACGAUUUAUUGAGAAAAUAACUUUUUCCAACAACAUUUUUUCAUGGCCUCUGUGGGUUGUGAAAAGGCAUUCGGGGUAGUUUUUAAGACCAGUGAUAAAAAUGGGUCAAACAGAUGAAGGUUCUUAAUCACGUUUUUAUUUUCAACAGUGUUUUAUUUUCUGUGUACUGUAAAAAAACCAAAACAAAUUCUGAUCAAAUUUCCAGAGUUUGAAGUGUAACGUCCUGCAGCCUGAGGUCAGAGGUCAGCCUCGCACUGUGACCUGCUGACUUCUGCAGAUUCUUAGGAUUUUUUCUUUGCUCUGUUUUGUAAAAUAAAACAUGAAAAAAUGUCUGUAACUGAAACUGUGUCUUUCUGAAUAAAAGCCUCAGAGUUCA